Messenger RNA from Seriola dumerili (greater amberjack), 4624 nucleotides. It is a transcript of the gene cavin2a, whose product is annotated as caveolae-associated protein 2-like. The transcript is spliced from 2 exons. Lineage: Eukaryota; Metazoa; Chordata; Actinopteri; Carangiformes; Carangidae. Gene Ontology annotation, molecular function: protein kinase C binding. The coding region runs from base 141 to 1544 and encodes 467 amino acids. Gene Ontology annotation, cellular component: cytoplasm; caveola. The record is from RefSeq and is a predicted model, not a curated record.
AGAAGUAAAACAGACCAACUUUACUCCUCGGCUGGAGCGCGUGACAGAAGCACCUGCGGAGCCAGUGAAAGUGCGACUCAGCUAUUUGAGUUUGGGUGAAUCAUCCCAUCAAAGCCGGGACAUUUGACCACCUGUGAACCAUGGAAGACGACGCGUCCCACGCCGAGCCCGGCAGCAUCUCGGGCAGUACUCACACCAUCCCGCAGCAGCAGCCCGAAAACACGGAGAUCCUGAUCCCGAGCUUCAGCCCGUCUUCCGCCCCGUCCUCCCCGACCCCUGCCAACACCCUCUCCCGGCUUGGCUUUAAAAUUCCCACCAGCCCGAGCGCGGCCGCGCCGGGCAGCCCCGUGGACCGCGGCCAGGUGAGCGCCAUCACCGUGGUGGCGCUGCUGGACAAGCUGGUGAACAUGCUGGAGGCGGUGCAGGACAACCAGCAGCGGAUGGAGCAGCGGCAGGCCGACCUGGAGGGCGCCGUGCGGGUCGUACAGGGGGACGUGACCCGUCUGUCCAAGACCCACAUCAGCACCUCCAACAGCGUGAGCAAGCUGCUGGAGCGCUCCCGUAAAGUCAGCGGCCACCUGAAGGAUGUGAAGGAGCGCAUGGACAAACAGGCGGUCCAGGUGAAGAAGCUGGAGGCCAACCACAACCACCUGCUGAAGAGGAACCACUUCAAAGUGCUUAUUUUCCAGGAAGACAAUGAGAUCCCCUCCAGUGUGUUAGUCAAGGACUCCCUCAAGACCCCGCAACCAAGCCAGUAUGAUGCAGAGUCCACCCGGCCCACUCCAUCUAUUGCGGGCUCUGUUGACGGCAUCCGUGCCCAAGAGGAGGGUCUCCAGACCAUUAGCCUGUCCUCAGAUGAGGAAGAAGAGCUUGCACUACACCAGGAGGAAGAAGAGAUGCUGGAGGGUACUUCCCGCUCAUAUGAGAGAAGGGCUGACAAAUUCAAGCGCUCCAGCCUGAAGAAGGUCGACAGCCUCAAGAAGGCCUUUUCGCGCCAGAGCAUUGAGAAGAAGGUGACCCAGAUCACCACCAAGAUUGUGCCGCCGGAGAAGCGUGAGAAAUUCAAGAAGAGCCUCACCCCGAACCACCCCAAGAGCCCAACUGCCAAGUCCUCCUCAUUCAAGGUGUCCCCCAUGACCUUCAACGUGAAGAAGGUCAGAGACGGUGAGGUCCCCACACAAGACGUGGGCUCACCUGGGGAAGGAGCCCAUGUGGAGAUUCCUCCUUUGGGAAGCUUAGAUGGUGAGAUUCCCUUGGCGGAGGUGCACACCCAUGAAGGCGUUGUGGAGGAGAUUCAGGAGAAGCUGAGCCCCUCCACCCCAGACAGCAUGAAGGCACAGCUGGCAUUCAAUGGAGAACCACCAAACAUCGAGUGCGAGAUUAAUGGUGAUCGUUGUGCUGGCCUGGCAGUGCCAGAGCACGAUGAAGAUGUUGGCGAGGAAGAAGAUGAUGAGGAAGAUGAAGAGAAACUCAACAGCCCCGUUGAGACAGCAGCAGAUGCCCAGAUUCCUACAGCAACAACUGCUGUGCAGCAAGUGUCCUAAUGUGAUUUGAUUUUGCUGAGCUUCUAUUCUAAUUUCACAUUCUUCUUUUUCUUCCUCGAGUUUUUACAUUAACACCCAGCAGGCGCAAAUCAUCCCUCCAUUGUAAACAGUCCUGUGUUGUCAUGAACACCCAUAUAAACAAGAAUCAUACUGUCAGCCUCCUAGCAUCGUACCAUCAUUAUACCAUCCUUGGACCUUUCCUCCAACGCUGCCUUUGAUCUUUACCAGCAUCGUCUGAAAACCGCAUCAUCCGCAUAAGCAAUGAGGUUAACAGCUACACCUUCUUCUUAAACUCUCUAGUUGGUUGUUGUUGAAAGCAACAUUGCAUCAGUGCAUCGUAACUCACUCCCAUCCACUGGUGCCCACCACCUCAACAGCAGCUCAUCUCCAGGGCGGUGGGCCAACUAUCUACCCUCCUGCUGUGUUUGUCUGCCUCUGGACCUCCCUUCCUCACUGACAAAUAGUCUCUUUGUUCUUUGCAGUUUUCGUGAAAAAUAGUAAAUCUUUGGCAGCAGCGCCACUGCCCACAGCCUAUUGAGGCAGUGUGUUGCCAGGUUGUGCAAGAGAUGGAAUGAGCAGUUUCUAGGUUUUCAGUGAACAUGGCCUGGGGUGUUUUGUAGUGGACUGGAGGUUGUUUACAGAAUUCUUUGGACCUGUGCUGAAAACACCCUGAUCUUAACUAACUUCACUAGUCUGAGUGGCUGUGUCUUGUCUCCUGUCCUUCACCUGCAGUCGUCAAAUUUGUAUGUUACUUCACUAGUGAGAUCCAGUUUAUUAUUUCCAAUCGAACCUUAUCGUUGAUGACCUACCUAGAGUAGACUAUGAGUUGCAUAUGGUAAUAUUAUAGUAAUCUGUAACUGCCAAUUGACCACCAACAGUUACCCUUUUGAAUCGCUGAAAAGUAGAAUAGCACAGAAUCAUUUGAAAUAGUCAAAAUGUUCUAGCAAAUGACACCUUUUUGAUAUUCCUUAGAAAGAUAAAAGAAAUAUGUUUGAGUUCAGUCACACUGAUGCAAAUGAAGGACACUGCAGCAUAGAAGCUACUCUAGAUCUGGAGAGAUAUUUUACUGACACAAAUAACCCUGCAGGUUUUAAUACUGACAUGCUAAAUGUGCAUAUUACAGCCCUUUGUCUUUUCUGCAGGGCAACUUUAUGUUUAUGUAUAGGAAUUUUUUUUGUCAUUUACUAUAUGAGGCACACUACUCUCUGGGUAUUUACACCUUAUACACUAUAAUGUAAAUGGUAACUUUAUGAUAACUGCCAUGAGUGUGUGCAUUUACACAGUAAAUGUGGUGUCUGUAAAUUUUUUUGAGUUAUUUUAUGAUACUAGGGUGUUUAUAAGUCAUCUUUUACUUUCAGGUAUCCAUAACUUACAUGGGGAAUGUUUACUCAGUUUCAUAUGUUUAAGACAAAACACCAUCUCACAUACAUUUACCAGGACACCACCACUAAAGCCUCUCCACCUAGACACAUUCACACACAUACUCCUGCAGUGCCUUUACCUUGCACAGGCUGGUAUGCGUAAAUGCACGCCUGAUGGGAUGGACUUGUGUUUUUUAGAUAAGAGUGAUAGUAAAACAUGCCCGAAGGUUUUUUUCUCCCUCUUCUGAGGAAUUCCUUGCAGCUAUCACUUUAUAAGGCAUACUCAAGGUUUGAUACCAGAGAAUGAGAAUGAUUGAGUUUAAAGGAGGUGCAAAUACAUGUGUCACAAUCAACUUCAUGUUUUAGAGGUCAUAUCUUAAAGUCUCUAUAAAGUGACUUUCCUCUCAUUGCACAUAGUUUAGUGCUUUACCAGCCUUAGUUACAGAUGUCUAAUGCCAUAACUCCCUAAAAAUAAUUUAGCAAGUGAUACCAGGUGCCAAGGCUCCAGAUACUAUAGAGGUCACAGAAGUGGAUAAAGGCAGAGGACAGCACUCCUAGGUUUGACAGAUGACCACUGCUCAGCCCAUUUUUCAUGCUCUUGGCCUCCUUGUCGAGACUGUGCACAGAGAGGAAGAUGCUCUCUGGAGCCACAGGUGUUCUGCCCCAGUAGAGGCUCCUGGGCAUGAGGAUGUGGGUGAUGGGAAGUUUGAGAAAGGACGUCAGUUGUUGGAAAGUUGAAGUUGUCUCUGCGUCAUUCAUAUGUGCAACUCGGUAGAAAGGUGUCUGCAAAGUGUUAGACCGUGAGAAUUGAAAUAUGUUUCAGGGGGGUAUAGGAAUGAAAUGCUGGCACUGCAGGAUUGGGAAACCUCUGUUUCACUUACCCCACAUCCAUUAUAUUGCUUCUAAAGAUUCUUGACUCUUUCAAGUCAAAAUGUAGUGCCCACAAUAUUUUAUUAUAUCUAAACUUAUGCAAGGAAAUCACUUCCUAUAACUGAUGUCUGGUAAAUACAAAAAAUACAGUGCAUAUAACAGAAAUAUUUUCAACAGUACUUGAGAAAGUAAAGCAUUCAAAGCCUUCCGAGUGCUUGAUGUGUUCUAAACGUUAACCUGCCAGUCUACUCAAUUGGAUCUGUAAGGAGACAUAAAUCAUUUUAAAACUACUAGUUACCUAUUUAUUUUAAAUGUGCUUAGUCAGGCUUCUUUUUAAUUCUUAGUAUAAAUAAAAUUACUGAAAAAGGAUCAAACACUAGGCUUAUGUGUGCAUUCUCUAUAAUGUAGAGGUUGAAAUGUGACUGGCUUUGAUGCAUUUCUGCUUAUGCAAAUGUGUUAAUUUGGUGAUAUGUCUGCGUAUGUAAAAAAAUAUAUCUAUCUUUAUAUAUAGAUAUAUAUCUAAUAUCUAGAAAUAAAUAUCUAGACAUGUGUAUGUGUUUACAUGUCUGUUUUUAUUUGUGUUAAAAUCACUGUUAAAUCUGGAUCGUAUGUGAGGUUUGCUAUACAGUUCAAACACCAUAUACCUACUGCACAGGUAGUAAUAUUGUGUUUAAUGUCAUAUUUGUUUUUAUUUUUUAGUCUGUUCAUUUAGUUAACCACUUAAACCAAAGACGUUUCCUUCAUAGCAGAAAUUCCCCUGCCACUUGAGUGUUUAAAAUGUACUCCUCCUCCAGAAUUUACUUUCAAAAUUUAGUAUUGUAUACAUCAAUAAAGAUUUUAUAACAAUCA